This is a messenger RNA of Zea mays, 1915 nucleotides long. RefSeq lists its product as uncharacterized. The transcript is spliced from 11 exons. Gene Ontology annotation, molecular function: catalytic activity. Gene Ontology annotation, cellular component: chloroplast. Lineage: Eukaryota; Viridiplantae; Streptophyta; Magnoliopsida; Poales; Poaceae. The coding region runs from base 101 to 1582 and encodes 493 amino acids. The record is from RefSeq and is a predicted model, not a curated record.
GAUUAUAUUUCAGCAGCAGCGAAAGGGCAAAUUAAAUUAUAAGCUAUCUAGACGUUAGAAUUGAGAUCAUAUUUUAACGGCUACGGAAAGGCACAGCCAGAUGGCCACAUCCAUGCACAUCCACACGACUAACGAACUGAACAGCCCCACUCUAAUCCACGGGCCACGUGGCUCGACGCCAACCCGGCCCGACCGAUCGCCUCGCUUCCUAGUUUCUUCGCGGCCACAACCACAAUUAUUCGCCGGGCCGGGAUCCGCCCACCGAGCCACCGGAGCACCAGCCACCAGUGCACCACCAUCGCAGGGAGUUAGGGACACACACCGGCUGCCGCGGCCCGCCAUGUCUCACUGCUGCCCCUGCGCGAGUGCCUCCUCCUCCACCGCGCCCUUCUUCCUCCCUUCUAUCCCCGACUCCUCUUCCUGCAGGAGCGGCAGCGGUGGCGCCUUCAGCGCUGCUGUUGGUCGGAGCAAGCUGCGGUGCGGCGGCGGGCCGAGGCGCGGGCAAGCGACAGUCGCGGCAGGCAGCAAGGACGGCGGGAGCGGCGGCACGGCUGGAGGGGAGAAGGGAGAAGACGACGCCCCGGCGUUCAAUCCGUUCGGGUUCGUGACGGACAACCCCUCCAGCCGCAGCGCCAUCCAGCUGCCCGCGGUUCCCGCCGAGGACGGCAAUGUCGGCCAGAUGCUCUACACUAAAAGUGACUCGACUUGUUGCGUCCAGAGGAUCGAAGACAAGGGCAGGGAAUACGGCUCGUAUGUCAGAGCAGGAGAGUUUCGAUGGUUCGUCAGGGAAACAGGGUCACCUGAUGCACGACGUGGGACUAUUGUGUUCCUUCACGGAGCUCCUACUCAGUCAUUUAGUUACCGGGUGGUUAUGGCUCAGAUGGCAGAUGCUGGCUACCACUGCUUUGCACCUGACUGGAUCGGAUUUGGGUUCAGUGAAAUGCCACAACCUGGAUAUGGAUUCGACUUUAAAGAGGACGAAUUUCACAAGGCAUUUGAUGAUCUUCUUGGUACUCUAAAUAUCACCGAGCCCUUCUUCUUAGUUGUCCAGGGCUUUCUUGUUGGUUCUUAUGGGCUGACGUGGGCACUCAAUAACUCAAGCAAAGUCCUUAAAUUAGCAAUCCUUAACAGUCCUCUUACAGUUUCUUCUCCAGUCCCUGGAUUGUUUCAGCAGCUAAAAUGGCCACUCUUUGGUGAAUUUACUUGUCAAAAUGCUGUUUUGGCUGAGCGUUUCAUUGAAGCAGGUAGCGCAUAUAUGCUGAAAUUGGAAAAGGCUGAUGUAUACAGGUUACCGUAUCUAUCCAGUGGCGCUCCUGGAUUCGCUUUGCUUGAAGCUGCCAGGAAGAUCAAUUUCCAAGAUGUACUAAGUAGAAUUUCCGCCGGAUUUUCGUCCAACGGUUGGGAAAAACCAAUACUGCUUGCAUGGGGAAUAUCUGACAAGUACUUACCGCUCUCGAUAGCUGAGGAAUUCAAGCAAGCUAAUCCUGGCGUUGUAAAACUAGAGGCGAUAGAAGGAGCUGGUCACAUGCCGCAAGAGGACUGGCCGGAGAAGGUUGUGAAGGCGCUGACAUCCUUCCUGUAAACAUGUGCAAAGAUCAUUAUGUCAUCCGCACGGGAACUUUCAAACAUGCAUGAUGACUGUCGUGGCUUCAUUACGUCCUCCUGUCUAAUUUAAUUAUGCCUUGGAUUGCUUAGAUUUGUGACUGUACAGGUCAAGAUGUAUAUUAGCAAACGCUUUGCAUUUGUAAAUUGCGACGUGGACGAUAUCAGCGACGUGUUAGCUCACGUCAGAGAUGGAUAACAUGUUGUAGAUAAUGGAAACCAAGUUCCGGAUUUGUCCCCAAAAUAAGGGUACAACCAGACAUAUGUUGGGGGCCUUCGUCCUCCGAAGGUCCUCAAAAACAUGAUUUGACAA